AAACUUAGAUAUGUUUAUCCUGUCAUAAUGGAAGCACGUCCAUUUAUUUUUAAAUAAUAUUUUUUAGUUUGUUUCUCAUUAUUUUCAUAAGGAAAUGUAAAUUUUUGUUUAAUUAUGUAUAUAAGUGUUUUAGUAUAGUGCUAAUUACUCAUAAUGAAGGUUGUUGAGGCGAAGAUCGUCGUGCUGGGAUCCCAAGGUGUUGGGAAAACGAGUCUAGUUGUCCGUUACAUCGGUAAAAUGUUCUCGAAACACAUCUCGCCGACCAUCGGCGCCUCCUUUUUCACCUGCAACAUUAAUUUGGAGGAUUCCAGAAUAAAACUACAGGUAUGGGACACGGCUGGUCAAGAGCGUUUCCGUUCCAUGGCUCCCAUGUACUACAGGAACGCUAACGCGGCGUUGCUCGUGUACGACAUCACCAGCGCCAACAGCUUCGCGUCCAUCAAGAGCUGGGUCAAGGAGUUACAGAGUAACGUCGGUGAUCCCAUAGUACUAUCGUUAGUGGGUAACAAAUCGGAUUUGGAGUGUCACCGCGCUGUUAGUGCGUCGGAGGCUGCUCAGUACGCGGAGGAGAUAGGAGCGGCUUACUGCGAAACAUCCGCCUUACAUGAUCAGGGUAUAGACCAAGUGUUCCUGGCCACAGCGUCUGAACUCCUCAAGCUGUCAAACUCCAGCCUGGUCUCAUCACUCCGGUCAUAUGACUCAAACGAUGAAGACAAAAUACCAAUAGGAUCGCCUACCGAAGAGAAAGCGACGCACAUGGGAAAAGUUGAACUGCCGGCUUGGAAGACGGACAAAGUCGGGGAGCUGCAGCGCAGUGUGUGCUGCUAGGAACAUUGUGACAGACGAGACUUCAUGUUGUCGCUCCCAAACUGUUCAUACCUGUAAUUAUAUUAUAACAGACAACAGCUGUGUUAUGAUAUAUAUAUAUAUAUAUUUUUAAUUUCUAAUAAAUAUAAAUUGGAAUUAAACGAUUGUUUAAAUUAUUAGAAUAUUAUAUAUAUAUGACAAAUUAAUUAAUUUCUAACAGAGUAACCAAUUUUCUGUAAUACAAAAUAAUAUUAUCUGUUACUCAAUAUUCCAUAUGAUUUGACUUUUAUAUUAUUAAGAUAAACUAAUGUAUUAUAAAUAUAUUUUAGUUAAUGAGUAUUAAAAUUAAAUCACUUGAUUUUUUUUCGAUUAAGUCUUUGGAUUUAAUAUUAUCUGUAGUUUAUGGUUUUCAUUAUUUUUUUUAUUAUCUGUGUUCAACGUUCGAUGUGUCGAAUUUAUUAUUAUAAGGAUAACAAUCGUGCCUUUUUUUAACACAUUGUGAUAUUGUUUGUUAACAAUAAAAUGUUUUUCACACA
Danaus plexippus (monarch butterfly) is the source of this 1343-nucleotide messenger RNA. RefSeq lists its product as uncharacterized. Bases 154 to 828 code for a protein of 224 amino acids. Gene Ontology annotation, molecular function: GTP binding; GTPase activity. NCBI's taxonomy places the organism in Eukaryota, Metazoa, Arthropoda, Insecta, Lepidoptera, Nymphalidae. The record is from RefSeq and is a predicted model, not a curated record. The transcript has 6 exons.